Messenger RNA from Hypanus sabinus (Atlantic stingray), 9163 nucleotides. RefSeq names its product solute carrier organic anion transporter family, member 4A1 (gene slco4a1). Gene Ontology annotation, molecular function: protein binding. Gene Ontology annotation, cellular component: membrane. The record is from RefSeq and is a predicted model, not a curated record. Gene Ontology annotation, biological process: sodium-independent organic anion transport; transmembrane transport. NCBI's taxonomy places the organism in Eukaryota, Metazoa, Chordata, Chondrichthyes, Myliobatiformes, Dasyatidae. The transcript has 15 exons. The coding region runs from base 426 to 2552 and encodes 708 amino acids.
UGCUUCUUGAAUGGGGCAUGAACACGGACAGAGAGCCGUCACUGAAUCUACAGCAUUGCAUGUGGAAUAUUAGUGUGUUCAGAUUCUGGCAAUUGAAGAAACCUUACUUCCAACAACUGCCACUCCUAAUUCUCUUGCAUCAUUUUGUAUUGUUGGCAAAGCUUUCUCAUCAAGGGUUUCCUCAAGGGUGCUCUGGUGUCGACCCACAUCCCAAAGAUGUACGGCUCGACCCUGGAUCAACUUUUGAUUGAAUUAUUUGAAAGGUCUUUGUAUUUCUUCCAUUUCCAAAGUGGAUGAAGAGUGAAACAAAUAAUCCUGAAGACAUGGUGCAAGACUGUAUGACGGACUGCUAAAUCAGAAGAGAUAAUUCUCUUUACCUUCACUUACUGAAAUAUUGUGGAAGAGGUUUUGGACUAAAACGGAAGAUGUCAAAUCAUUUAGCAGGAGAUGCUUCAUUCAGCUCCCGGCAGGAACUGCUGAACCUAAAUGAUCCUCGCUUGAGCACCGAUAAUUUAGAGAUUCCGAGUGAUCGAGUAACCACUGAGAAAAUAAGGUGCAAUGGGACGAAAGUAUACAGUGUUUCUCACCAACACAAAGCACACCAGAGCACUCCAGAAAAUGAGUGUGGCUGGGGUUUGUUCAAGCCCAAGUGUCUGCAGGUUUUCAACACGCCAAUAGGAAUACUCGUCUUCCUCUGUUUUGCUUCCUUUCUCCAAGGAAUGAUUGUAAAUGGAUUUAUCAAUACUGUAAUUACUUCAAUUGAACGGAGGUUUGAUCUACAGAGCUACCACAGUGGAUUGAUUGCCAGCUCUUAUGAUAUAGCAGCAUGCAUCUGCCUGCUUUUCGUCAGCUACUUUGGGGGGAGUGGUCACAAGCCACGAUGGCUCGGCUGGGGGGUACUAAUCAUGGGGUUGGGGUCACUGGUGUUUUCUCUGCCUCACUUUUGUACUAGUGCUUAUGAAGUGGGCUUAACAGAGGACUCUGGUUUGUGCAACAACAGUCGGUCUACACAGCAUAAUAAAGAUGCGUCGAGCUAUUCUGACUUCAGGUAUUCCAACUUCAGGUUUCUGUUCAUGUUUGGACAGUUUCUCCAUGGCAUUGGAGCAACCCCACUCUACACUCUGGGAGUGACCUACCUCGAUGAAAAUGUCAUGUCAAAUCAUGCUCCGGUUUACAUAGGUAUUUUCUACACAGCAGCAAUUAUUGGGCCAGCGGCAGGUUACUUACUCGGGGGUUUUUUCCUGCAAAUGUACACCGAGGUAAACACUAAGGUUAACCUUACACCUGAGGACCCGCUGUGGGUUGGCGCGUGGUGGAUCGGAUUCCUUGGAGCUGGAGCAGCGGCCUUCAUCGUCUCAAUCCCAAUCCUUGGUUACCCUCAACAACUACCAGAGUCCCAGCGUUAUAUGGCGAUGAGGGUUUCGGAGGCUCAUCAACUGAAGGAUGGGAGUCAGAAGACUGCAUUGGAGCCAGAUUUUGGGAAGACAUUAAGGGACCUACCCAGGUCAGCAUUGCUGUUGCUGAAGAAUCCGACUUUCAUCUUUCUCUGCCUGUCGGGAGCAACAGAGGCUACGCUGAUCGCUGGCAUGUCCACGUUUGGGCCCAAGUUCCUGGAAUCCCAGUUUGGUCUGAGCGCUUCUCAAGGUGCAACCCUUUUCGGGUACAUUGUGGUACCAGCUGGUGGAGGUGGUACAUUCCUUGGUGGUUUUAUCGUGAAUAAAUUAAAACUCCGUUGUGCGGGAAUCAUUAAGUUGUGCAUCCUUUGGACAUUCUUGAGCUUGUUAGCUAUCUUCAUUGUCUGCAUUAACUGCCCCAACAUACCAAUGGCUGGGCUCACUUCAACAUUCAAUGACAGUUCUUAUGAUGCUCCAAUCAAUUUGACGGCAAGUUGCAAUAUUGGCUGUAACUGUCCAAUGGAUUUGUACAAUCCAGUUUGCGGAGCGGACGGUUUAAUGUACUACUCACCAUGUCAUGCUGGCUGCCUAGAAUUCAAUUCAACGUUGCCAUCAGAUGGCAGAAAGAUUUACUACAACUGCAGCUGUCUAAGGCAGAAUAAUUCGAGUCUGAAUAUUGCGCAAUCCGGAAAAUGCGCCUCGUCCUGCACACAAAUGCCGCUGUUCAUGACUUUCUUUUUCUUUGUAAUUUUAUUCACGUUUUUGAGCAGCAUUCCUGCACUAACAGCAACUCUCAGAUGUGUCCCUGAUAGUCAACGAUCAUUUGCACUUGGUAUUCAAUGGAUCGUAGUUCGUACUUUAGGAGCAAUCCCAGGCCCAAUUGCGUUUGGCUCAGUUAUUGACAUCUCUUGCCUUUUGUGGCAGGAGCAAUCCUCUGAGAGAGGCUCAUGUUAUAUCUACCAAAAUUCAGCCAUGAGUAAAGCUCUCCUGAUUGCAGGAAUAACUUAUAAGGCAGUGGGGUCGGUUUUUUUUCUCCUGGCUCUCUUUUUGUACAAGCCACCAGGCUCUAACCUCAGUAGUUCAACAAUGGAUAAUGGAGACGACGAGUCAGAUAAGGGUAUUUCACAAAAUACAGUUAAAACGGUGAUUACUUUGUAAUUAACACACUUAAACAGUAUUCAAUGAAAACUGUAUUCAAGCCACUUCAUAUUAUUGGAUGUUAUCCACCACAUUCAUCUAGGUAGCCACAUUUUCAAAAACUUCUCAGCUUUUACUUGAGGUUGGGACUUUUUACAAGCUUAACACUAUAAAUUGUAUAAAUUAAGUAUAUGCAGAGUCCAAGUGUACAGUGGAAGCAACUCUUAAAGGUGAAUAAGCAGUGUUGUUUAUUUGAAAACAUUGUACUUAUGUACAGGAAUUCUACAUCAUUAUGUCAGCCAUUGAUCUUGACAUGAAACAGAGGAUUGGGAUGAUGUUUACAUCUUCAAGCUAUAUAAUAGCGCUUAAGGCUUUGUUGGAUAUUGGUAGGGUUGUAAUGAUUUUAUUUCAGCUGUUUACUUCUAUACAAUGCCCUUUCUUAUUUGGACAAAUUCUGAAUUGUGUAUUUAACUGUAAAUGAUUUAAUGCUAUGUUACAUGUGCAUUUUAACAAUAUUGACAUAAGAUAUUAGUACUAAGAUCAUUCUUCUUUCUUCCAAAAACCUCAAUUAUUUGAGUCUUCUGCUCUAGUUUUGCCAUAGUGCAACCUCAAGCACUCCAAUAACCAACAAUGGUUAACCGUACAGGAAAGAAAUUUUAUUUUGGACCACAGUUCAGGCCCCAGAAAUGUAAAUGGAAUUAUGUCAAUUAGAAUGUCAUCCUCAGGAUUUGAUCCCAAAUUCAAGUGAGAAGUUUGCAUUUCUCUUAGUGUGUUUCUGCCAAUUAAAUUGGUUUCCUCCCAAAUCCCAAAAGUGUGCUGGUAGGUUAAUUGGCUUCAAUAAAUGAUCCCUUAAUGUAGACGAGAGGCAUAAAAAUCAGAAGUGGUGUUAAUAGCAUGUGAGAGAAAAUGAAAAGAGAAAUGCAAAGAGCUAGACUGAGAGAAAUAGGAUUGCUCCAUUGGAAAUUAGCACAGUCUGGAUGGGCCAAAUGGCACCCUUCCAUGUCAUAAUAAUGGAGCAAUGAGCAAAUAAAUAUCAUUGUUAAAAGAUAUGAAAGCCUGCUUAAUGUUGGUUGAUCAUAAUGUGGCAAUCAUCAAAUAAAUCUUAAAUAUUAUAUCUAAUGGAAAUCCAUUCAGACCCUAAGGCGAUGUAAAUAAAUUGAAUUUCCAGCAGAAAGUCUGCAUUUUUUUUAUAAAGUGUAAUUCUUUUCUCAUUACCAUCUUGAUUAAGUGUUGCUGAAAGUGACCAGUUGUGCUUGAGAUGAGGGUUACCCAGAGGGAUGGGCGUGAAAUAGCUUCUGUUUUAAUAAUUUACUAGAUGUGUAUAGAUACUAUAUCUUCAUUACAAUAAAUAUUGUAUUUCAUCUCAAGGUGUAUUAAAUCAACACCUUGAGAUCUCACAAAAUCUUUUUUUUUGGAAGGAAAAACUCCAGUCAUGCACUAGACACAGUUCCAGAGCAUUGAGAACUGGAAAGGUCAUUAUUGGGAAUGUUAGUGAGGAUUUGGGAGUGGGGGAGUUGAUAUUGUAUUGAAGUAAAAAUAAGAGAUUCAGUGUCUUGUGGAUUAUUUAUUACUAAAUACUCCACCUUUAAAACAAGAAUACGUAUUAAGAUUCAUCAUCUUUAUGUGCUGUGUUGUAUGACAUGGGCGAUCACGGUCUUGUCUAUGAUAGUUCUUGGGAAAUUUUUCUACAGAAGUGGUUUGCCAUUACCUUCUUCUGGACAGUAUCUUAACAAGAUGGGUGACACCAGCCAUUAUCAAUACUCUUCAAAGAUUGUCUUCAAGGUAUUAGUGGUCAUAUAACCAGGACAUGAUAUGCACAAGCUGCUCAUCCACCACAGGCUCCCAUAGCUUCACGUCACCCUGACAGAUGGGUUAAGCAGGUGGUGCACUUUCCCAACGGUGACCUGCAGGUUUGCUGAUGGAAAGAUGCCUUGUUCCUCCUUUGGUAGAGACGUAUCUCCACCCUGCCACCCAACAUAUAGGACACAUAAUCUUUAUUUGUCUGACCUUCACCUGGUGUCAUCCACACCCAUGACAGACCUCAUCACAUUCACAGCUGCCAUUCCAAUGAUUAUAUCAGCACAAAGAUGCAUCUAUAACCUUAGUUCAUCUGUCAUAAAAAUGUUAAAGGAGCAGAACCUGCAGCAAUUUGGCAGCAAUGCAGAAAUUCGUAGAUUCCCCUUUGUCACAUUGGUGUUUCAACCCUAGCCCCUGUCAGUCUCGUGUGUCAUUGCAGAAUACAUGCAGAGGUGUCACUUCACAUCACCUACAUCAUUCCCAUGCCGUGCAUCCCAGAUUUUCAGCCUAUGCCCCACAGCUACUUGGGGCAUGGGACCUAAUCAGGACUUUGGAUCAAAAUUGGAGUUGUGGUCAUGCAAUGAAUUUUUACAGUAGCAGCUUACAAACUUUUCUGCAGUGGCGAUGGCUGGGAUAGGCAAAGGUCCUUUAAGAACUGACAGCCUUCCCAGCAAUGAGCAUGGGAAGGAUGUGGCAGCCUAAUUGUGCCAGCAGUCCUUGAUAGGAUCUGCACAAUUCCUGUUUCAGCACAGAAAUCAGUAUGUAAAAUUCCGUAAGAUUCCUUUAAAUAUUUUCCCUUAAUUUGACUUUUUAAUGUGUCUAAAUAAAUAUCAGUACUAGUCACAGAGGAGGAAGUCUAAUUUAUGGAUAAUAGUCUCUACUGAGAUAAUAGGAACAGAAAUAAUUAUGUGACAUGAUGGAACUUUUUUAAAUAUUUGAUUGAUAAUAAGGAAUUUAUUAUUAAUCAUUAAGGUGGAACUUAUCAUGUAAUCAAAUUGUCUCAUGCUGUAAUCAAAGUUACAUGAUACUAAUUAGAUAUUUCAGCAUAAGUAGUUGCUAUGUUUUUUCUAUUUACUUUUGAAUAGCACUUUUUUUUUGCCAAUGCAGGGUUAAGGUUUAACACUGGCAAUUAGUUAUAGCAGUUUUAAUGCAGGAUUGUUCAAUAUUUCAAAAGAUUUUGGAUUUUCGAAAGGAAAUCCAUGCUGAGGUUGAUAGGCUGUUUCAACACUAUAAUUUAUUGAAAAUUCUGUAAAAUGGAAAAAAAUGAAGUUAGUUGUAUUUAAUCUCAUGCUACUUAUCAAUUUUCCCCUGGGUUUGAAAGAAUGAGAAAUGUUACCAUUAAAUUCGUCAUUAGGUUGACAGGAUAACAGCUUGAAAGUAUUUCCUCCAGUUAUGAAAAUGUCCAACUUAGGGUCAUCGCAUCAGAAAAGGGCCAAAUUAAUAUACAGCAGAUGAGAAAUUUCCUCACGCAAGGGAUUCAAGGUUUUGGAAUUCUCAAUCCCAGAGGGCUGUGACUACAGAGUUUUUGAGUAUGUUUUAAGGUAAACUUAGAACUUGGAUUCCUAGAGAUACAGUAUGUGGCAAUAACAAAACACAGUGGCAUUGAGGGAGAAAAUAAGCUUUUAGUUUAUUAAAUAACAUAGGAAUCUCAAAGCUACUGUACAUGUACUCCUAUUCCUUUAUCUUAUAUUAAAAUGUGAACCAUGUGAAUUUGAUUUUAAAACUCAAAACUCUCCUAACCAAUAUUGCAAGAGUGCAGAAAAAAUUUACAAAGGACUCGAAAGGUUGAACGCGUUAGGAUUUUAUUUCCCAGAGCUUAGGAGAAUGACAGGAGAUCUUAUAGGGUUGCACAAAAUUAUAAGGGACAGUUCAUUAGCUUAGUGGUCAGCAUAAUGUUUUAUUUACACUGCCAGCUGUAAAAUCGGCAUUCAAUUCCCACCAGGGGCGGCACGGUAAUGUAGUGGUUAGCAUAAUGCUUUACAGUGCCAGCUGUAAAAUCACGGUUCAAUUCCUGUUGUUGUCAGUAAGGAGUUUGUAUGUUCUCCCCAAGACUACCUGGGUCCCUUCGGGUGUUCUGGUUUCCUCCCAUAUUCCAAGACGUAUGAGUUUGGGUUAGUACAUUGAGGGCACGCUAAGAUGGCACCAGAAGCAUUGCUACACUUGCAAGUUGCCUCCGGUACAUCUCAGUUUGUGUUGAUUGUUGACACAAACAACGCAUUUGACUCAGUGUUUCGAUUAGUCACACAUAAAGUUAAUCUUUAAUUCUUUAUAUUGGGUCAAUAUGUAAGGCUUUUUUUUCUCUUAAAUUGGGCGAGACAAGAGCUAGAGGUCUUAGAUUUGAGAUGAAGGUUGAAAUAUUUGAGGAGAAACCGAGGGGGAACUUCUUUACUCAGAGGGUGGUGCAAAUGUAGAUCAAGCUGUCUGCAAAAGUGAUGGAUGUGAAUUCAGUUGCAAAUUUUAAAUGAAGUAUAGAUAGGAACAUGGAUGAGGGGGGUAUAGAGGGCUAUGUUCUUGGUGCAGAUCGAUGGAACUAAAUAGAAAAAUUGGUCAUCUUGAACCAGAUGGGCCUUGAUUUUGAUAACUAUAUAUAAUAUGUAGUGUUAAUGAAAUAAUUGAAUGUUUUUUAAUUGAGUUCCAUUUUCCAUUAGUAUUACUAAGCAAUUCAAUUUUAAAUUUAGAUUAUUAGAUAUAAAUUGCACAAUGUGGUGGUAAAGUUUAAAAGUGCUCCAGGGUCUUUGUCCUCUUGGAUACUUCAUAAACUUCCAUGAAGUGAGAUGUUUUGACAUAAAAAUGAAAUCAUGAAUUAUUUAAAACUUAAGAAUUGGAAAUUAGGGCACAUACGGAGCUGUUCUGGUGGCUCUAAUUUGUUUCGCAGCCAGUCAGAAUAAACCAGUGAUUCCCAACCUUUUUUAUGCCAUGGACCCUGACAAUUAAUCGAGGGGUUUGCAAACCCCAGGAAUAAACAAAGAAUAAGUGGUAGGAAAUAGAUUGAAUGAUCUGAGAUUGGAUAGUAUUUACAUGUUGCUAUAACAGUUGCUGUUAAUCUCAGUAUGUUAAUGUAUGGUAGAAAAUGAUGAAGUUGUAUCUCUUCUUAAAUAUAUGUUAUAAAUGCAAACAGCUGUCAUAUAGAGCAGUGAACUGUUUUGGUAAGUUUGCAAAUCAGUGCAUCCUAUUACAUAGUGUAUUGGGAUAUAUAUUGCUGCUGCAAAAUUGAAAAUUUUGUUUUAUAUACACUUGUUCUGGAAAUAAUUCAAAAAAUGUGUAGCUCGGGUGGUUGAUGGUGAGGUUUUCUCUGACCUUGGCAAUUUGCUGCAAAUGUUUCUUCACCAUUCAUAGAGACAUAAUCAGCGCACUAUUAAUAGUGGUGUUCUCUGAAUGCUUGGCCUUUAUAUCCUUAAUCAAUCAGCUAAUUAACAGUGCACUGUUGUUGUAUUCUUGUUUGGUGACAAAAUGUUGGCAAAUAAAUUGCUAAAAUCGGAGAAUAACACUUUUCUGUACGUGCCGUUUAUCAAAAAGGCACCCUGAAGAUUUUUUCCUCAAAAAAGCACACACUAAAGAGUUUGUUUGCAGGACUACCUACAGUAUGUAUUAACCUCUGCCAUAUACUGUAUAUUUAAAAUGAUUAUUACAACAAAUUAAAAUAACUUUUAUAUUUGCUGAAAGCAUUUUCUGUUUAUUUUUUUGAAUAAGGUUAUUUGUUACGAAUUGGUAUUUUGUUCUAAAAGAUGUCUUAAUACAAACAGAUAUUUUAAGAAUUAUUGCAAUACCAUGUGGAAUUGCUGAACAUAUUUAGCAUAUCUCUAUUUAUUUCAUGGCAUAAAUUAUAUUUGGAAUUAAUAUGAAUGAAUUGUGUAUUAUCUUGCUGAAUUAAUAUUCACACUAAAGUUAAUAUAGUCUCUUGAACCAUUAAACUGAGUACAUUUCUAUAAAUGCGGAAGGAAAUUUAUAUGUAUUAUUUUUGACCAAAACUGAUUACAGUAUAGGAAUUUUAGCCAACUGUCUGUAUGAGGCUUGCAUAAUAAUCUUAAUGUCCAUGGAAGAGUUGAUUAUUAACAUUUUAUUCUAUCCCUUUUUUAUUAUUUGCUUAUAUUCCAGCCCCCUAGCCAACCUAAGUACCUGACAUUAAUGUUACUUCACCUCCUAUCCCUAAUUGCGACCUGACCUCCAAUCCUGUCUCGCAUGUCUCCAAUCCCAUCUUGCAUAUCUCCAACCCCACCACAUCAUCAAUGUUAGACGGUUGGAGUGGACCUUGCUCACAAUUUUCCAUCCACAUCAUCAUCCCUCACCUCCAAAAUUUGGUCUGGACUCACCUGAUUCUAUUCAAAUGAUAAACCAUGUAAGACUUGAUUUUGCAGGGCCUGUUUAGUAUCACAGACUAAAUGGGGUAUUGUGUACUACUGAAUUUUACAGGAACAUUUUGAUUAUAGCCCCAUUACUUUGCUACCAAAAUAUAACAAUAAAUAUAGCACAAUUGAUGGCUUUAUAACAAGACAAUAUUAGUGAAGAAAAAUAAAAGAAUAUUUUUACAUCCGGAUGCAUGUGAUCAUCUGAUUUGCUGCAGAAGGUUUUUAUAAAUCUGUUAUAUAAUUGUCUAUGUAUUUUUGCUGGUGAAGUUUUGAUCCCAUGUUGAAGCAGACGUUUGGACAACUUGAUGUGCAUUGAUUAUGUAGUUUAACAUACCUGACAAAGAUUGUGCAUUUUUACAUGCCUUUCUUUAAUUGGAAAUGUUGAAAGUGAGAUGAAUGGAUUUGCAAGUUUUUUGUAACUGUCAAUCAAUGUAUAAUUUUCUGCACAAAAAUGUUUAAAUAAAAAUUGUUUCACAUUUAGCUGUCUAA